AUGGAAGAAAAAAUACGCCUGCGUGAGCAGGAUUUGCCCCUGCCAAACAGUAAUCAGUUGGCUUCUGCCGUAGAGAAGAAACAACGCCGUCGCAGACGAUGGGCAGCCUCGGCUCUUUUGACCAGUCUCGCCUUGAUGGCGUGGACGCACUGCGGCAGCGGUUCCCUCCUGGCAGGCAGCAAUCUGGUCCAGAAACAGCCGCAAUGCGUGCAGGUCGCGCCCCUGCGGCCCAAUGCUACCAGCCCAAAGCUGGAUGAGAUGGAUGGCUAUCUCAAGUCGUCGGCCUUCAAGGACGUCAGCGUGGCCCGCCUCUCGGGCGCCGUUCGCAUCCCGACCGUGUCGUAUGAUGACCUGAGCGAGGAUGUCUCGGCCGACCCUAGGUGGAAUGUCAUGCCGCCGUUUGUUGACUACCUGGCCAAGACCUUCCCACGGGUGCACGAGAAACUAGUCCUGGACAAGAUCAACACCCAUGGGCUGCUGUACACAUGGCAAGGGUCUGAAAAGUCCCUCAAGCCGACCUUGCUCAUGGCUCACUACGACGUUGUCCCCGUGGCCAACGAGACGGUUGGUUCCUGGACGCACCCGCCCUUCAGCGGGCACUUUGACGGCCACUACGUCUGGGGCCGUGGCUCGAUGGACUGCAAGAACACGCUGAUUGGUAUCCUUUCUGCCGUCGAGGCCCUGCUUGAGGCGGGCUUCUCCCCCCGCAGGACAGUCCUGCUCUCGUUUGGCUUUGACGAAGAAAUCUCUGGAGCUCGCGGCGCGGGCCACCUGGCACCCGAGAUCUUGUCACGGUACGGCAAGGAUGGGAUUGCCGUUCUUAUCGACGAAGGGGCGACCAUGAAGAAGAUCUGGGGUACCGCAUUUGCCGUACCUGGCGUGGCAGAGAAGGGCUACAUGGACGUCGACGUCGUGGUGCGCAUGCCCGGUGGUCACUCUAGCAUCCCCCUCCCGCACAACGGCAUCGGUGUCAUGUCCCAGCUCGUCGUGGCGCUCGAGGACAACCCUUACUCGCCCCGCCUGAGCGACGAGAACCCCUAUCUCGGCCUUUUGCAAUGCGGAAACGACCACGCCGAGGACUUCCCCAAGGGCCUCAGCAAGCUCCUCGAUAAGCGCAGCAAGGGCAGAGGCCACUGCCGCAGAGAUCCCCUCGCCGAGGAGGCGGCCAAGGCCGGCGCCGGGACAAAGUACCUCUUCACGACGUCGUUUGCGCCCGACAUCAUCCACGGCGGCGUCAAGGUCAACGCGCUGCCGGAGCGCACCGCCCUGCGGAUCAACUACCGCAUCAACGUCGGCGAGACGACGGCGCAGGUCCGCGACCGCCUCAAGCACCUGGCCGGCAAGGUUGCUGCACGCCACAACCUGACGCUCAACGCGUUCGCACACGUCCCGACCGGCAAUGCGGAAGAGCCCGACGACGAAGACGAGGAGCCGUCGUCUAUCACGCUGCGCGUGCGCCGCGCGCCGCUGGAGCCGGCGCCCGUCACGCCGACUUUGGUCGAUGGCGUCACGCCGUAUGCGGUGCUGUCCGGAACGUCCCGGGCGCUAUAUGGCGAGGAGCUGGUGGUUGCGCCUUCGCUCAUGACGGGCAACACGGAUACGCGGUACUACUGGGACGUGACUAAGCACAUCUUUAGGCACAUGCCGGGGUUUGAGCUCGAUUCCACUGACGACUUUAUGGACGGGAUCCACACCGUCAACGAGAAGGCGAGCAUCGGCGCGCAUGUCAAUGGUGUGAUAUGGUAUAGUCUGUUUAUCAGAAACAUGGACGAGGUUGAGAUGGAGUAG
Messenger RNA from Pyricularia pennisetigena, 1788 nucleotides. RefSeq lists its product as uncharacterized. The coding region runs from base 1 to 1788 and encodes 595 amino acids. NCBI's taxonomy places the organism in Eukaryota, Fungi, Ascomycota, Sordariomycetes, Magnaporthales, Pyriculariaceae. Gene Ontology annotation, cellular component: fungal-type vacuole lumen. Gene Ontology annotation, molecular function: metallocarboxypeptidase activity. The record is from RefSeq and is a predicted model, not a curated record. The transcript has a single exon.